Messenger RNA from Dermacentor silvarum, 8408 nucleotides. Its product is annotated as receptor of activated protein C kinase 1-like. Gene Ontology annotation, cellular component: cytosol; nucleus. The transcript is spliced from 6 exons. Gene Ontology annotation, biological process: rescue of stalled cytosolic ribosome; positive regulation of protein phosphorylation. Gene Ontology annotation, molecular function: protein kinase C binding; ribosome binding; translation regulator activity. Bases 102 to 1055 code for a protein of 317 amino acids. Lineage: Eukaryota; Metazoa; Arthropoda; Arachnida; Ixodida; Ixodidae. The record is from RefSeq and is a predicted model, not a curated record.
AUAUGGCGGCGGCGGAUGUCGCGAGCUCCUGAAAUGCGCAGCAACGUGCACACUUCUCAAACUGUUCUCAUCCUGUGAAACCUUUGAAUUUUUGAGAAGUCAUGACUGAGCAACUACAUUUGCGAGGCACCCUUCGGGGUCAUAAUGGCUGGGUAACGCAAAUCGCCUGUAAUCCGAAGUUUCCUGAUACGCUCCUUUCAUCAUCCCGAGAUAAAACAUUGAUCUUAUGGAAACUUACUCGUGACGACGUUAAUUACGGCAUCCCAAGAAAGCGCUUGAAAGGGCACGGGCAUUUUGUUACGGACGUUGUGAUGUCCUGUGACGGCCAAUACGCUCUCUCCAGCUCGUGGGAUAAAACACUGCGGCUUUGGGAUCUGUGCGAGGGGACUACCACUCGUCGAUUCGAAGGUCAUGAUAAGGAUGUUUUGAGUACAGCGUUUUCUGCAGACAAUCGACAGAUCGUGUCAGGAUCACGCGACAAAACAAUCAAACUGUGGAAUACUCUAGCAGAGUGCAAGUACACUAUCAAGGACAACCAGCAUGAAGAUUGGGUAUCAUGUGUACGCUUCUCACCCACACCUGGUGACCCAACGGUGGUCUCUUGUGGCUGGGACUGGAAAGUAAAGGUGUGGAAUUUAGCCAACUGUAGGAUGCAUGCCGAGUACAGCCACUCUGGAUACCUCAACACUGUCACUGUGUCUCCAGAUGGCACACUCUGCGCUUCUGGUGGCAAAGACUGCAAAGCCAACCUCUGGGACUUGGAGAAGAGUGAGCUGAAGUGUGUUCGUGACAACCAAGACAUCAUUAAUGCGUUGUGCUAUAGUCCAAGCAGGUACUGGCUUUGUGUCGCCACAGGACCAGCCAUCAAGAUUUGGAACUUGGAAGACAACAGCCAGGUGGAUGAGCUGUGUCCUGAAGUGCUGACACCAAAUGCCAAGGCUGAACUUCCGCAGUGUAUAUCACUGGCUUGGUCAGCUGAUGGCCAGACACUGUUUGCUGGCUAUACUGACAGUCUCAUCAGAGUUUGGCAAGUCUCAGUAGGCAUUACUCAUUGAGCAGGUACUUGCCUUAAUAUGGGGUGUUUCUGUGAAGAAUACGAAUUUCUGAAAGUGGCGCAGUUGUAAAAAAACAUGGGAGAGGGGGGGAGAGUUUCUCCAGCACAGUGUUAUCCACACCUUUGUCUGAUAAACUCACUAGCUGAGGGAUAUUCACUAAUCAACUUUUUGCUCACUAACUUUUGAGGACAUAAAUUGAAGACUGAAAGCAUGUUCAGAAACAAGAACCGCUAAGAUUAGAAUCAGUCAUGAUGUAUUUGUCCCCAAAAUGCAUCGUGCAGUUGUGAAAAUGCACACACACAAAAAAAGCUUCAGCACAAUGUUAUCAUCCAUACCUUUGUUGGAUAAACUCACUAGCUGUGUGAUAUUGAUCUACUUUUGCUCACUAACUUUUCAGGACAUAAAUUUAAGACUGCUGUUACUGAAAGCAUGUUCAGAAACAAGAACCCUGAGACUGGUGUCAGUCAUGAGGUAUUGGUCCCCAAAAUGCAUGGCCAAUGUAGUAUUGGUUCAUGUAAUAGUUUAAAAAAAGUCACAGGCCUGCGCGGCACACGCAGCACAGUCACAGCGUAAGCUGGUGGAGCGGCUUAAGAAUAGCAAUUUCGGCACCACGCACAACAGGGUCUUCACGACAAAGUCUGUUCGCCUCGUUUUGACGAGAGCGAUCUCAACUGUCCGCCCGGCGUUGACGGCGAGCUGCGGUUUGUAAUGCUCUCUGCACAGCAGUCUGCUGAGCCCGAUGAUGCUUGGUUGUAGCCGCGCACGUAGCUCUACGAUUCGCUUCUUCAGCAGCGGUUCGUACCUUGCGAGGAGACGCCAUAACGUGUACCGAAGAGGUGCCUCGGGAUCGCGUUUAUUGUGCGCCUCGUUUGAAUGAAUCGAAUCUCGUUGUCUGUGCCUGUGCAUGCGGCUUUUGCAGGCGCCUCAACUAGAUGGCGCCACCGGAGGCUCGGGUCGUCUGUGCCUGCGCGCCUGCCUAGGGCGCGUUUAUAGGGCCUUUUUCUGACGCUGAUAGCAAGCGCUUGCGUGGCUCAGGGGUGAAGUAUCCGACUCCCACGCAGCGGGCCUGGGUUUGAUCCCAGCGUAGACCGGGUACUUUUUUUUUCGCAUUUCGGGCGAUAGGCGGUUAUGCGGCAGUGGCAGACAACAACACGAACCGAAACGGCCAUUAGAAUGAGCCCAUAACAGCUUACGCUGUAAAAAAAGUUUGUUGUGUAUUUAAAACAAUGAUUCAUGGAACACUAGCAAUAUCAGUGCAGAUUUCUAGGGCAGGCAUCUCAAAACUUGUUCUUGUCACAGGGUUUCGAGCAAAAGAACAUAGUUUGAGCAAUGACUGCCUGCCUUCAGUUCGGCAGUUAUGUGUCCCUUAAAGAUGAUAACCAAAAGGUUAAUUUGUGAAGUAAUUUGAUGAGAUUAUUACUAAUUAUCAGAAGAAUUGGGAUGUCCACUGGAGUGAAUAGCGUGUUGCCUAAGAAAUAUCCUUGAAUCUGCUGCACAGUCUUAAAAUUUUUUGGUAGUUUUUAUGGGAACACCUGCUAUAUGCCCUCUAUGUUGAGAGUACUGACCUAGAAAGGUGGCAAUUAAUAACCAGAAAAACUGUGUAAACAUAAGAUUCUGCCUAAUGCUUAACGCGUAACAUUUAAAAUUAAAUGUUGUAGGAUACACAUAAGUACUUUUUAUGCAGGUAAUGUCUCUGAAGGUGAAUAGCCUGCAGUUAAGGUGCAACCGCAUGCACACGAUUUUCGAGUGACGGCGUUGAGCGGCAGCUUUUGCAGUUGCAGAGGGCGAUCUAUCCCUGUCACUUGUUGUGUCACCGUUUAUUUCACCAGCCAGAAAAUUUCGCUUGUUGCCUGGGAGUCUGCACAGCAAUUUCUGCUGGGGACAGCGUGAUUGUGCAACAACAUAGCAGUAACUAGUCCGCCCUCUUCGAUCUGAAUUUGCUCUUACAACUUGCUCUCUUCCAUGACACCAAAAUAUAAAUAGCAAAAUCAGCCAUCGCUUUGUCUCAUCUCAAGCUGAGGACAAAGUAUUGGCAUUUUCUUGUUGUUAUUAUUCUUCGAUCUGAAUUUUCUUUUACAACUUGCUCUCUUCCAUGACACCAAAAUAUAUAUAGCAAAAUCAGCCAUCGCUUUGUCUCAUCUCAAGCCGAGGACAAAUUAUCGGCGCUUUCUUGUCGUUAUUAUUAAGAUGAGUUGUUUUGAUGCUGUUAGGCCUGAGAUGCCACCAAGAGCCGCGAAAGUGAUUUGAGUUUUGCUCACCAGAUGGCACCACAGACUUUCAUACUUGCAGCAUGGAAUGGAUUUCCACUGGUGAUGACAGCAUAAUAAAGCUAGAUCUUAGUACACCUUGGUUAAAACAUUGGCUUCAUGGCACGCUUACAAUUUCUUUACGAGCACACGAUUGUAUUUGUUCAGACAACAAUAUAAAUUUGUCGAUACUCUUUCUCGCAAUGUCACGUCCAUGUGCGACAUCAAUGCCACGACAGGGUCUGCCUGUCACUUGAAUAUCGUGUGCAUGUGGUUGCUGCUUUAAACCUCAGUGUAUUGAAACUAUACUCUCUGAAAUUCACUCUGUAGCGAGGCUUUGUCUUGAAAAAUUAAUUCUGUACCACAGUGUUCGUUUAAUGAAGCCUUGUCACUUUAAAUACACAAAUACAGUGGAAUCUCGAUGAUACGAAUCUCACGGGGUCAGGAAAAAUAUUCGUAUUAGCCGAAAUUCAUAUCAUCGAAACACAAUCAAAACUAGCUAAAUUAUGCGAGGAUGAGAGCAUCAAAUCGCGAAAAUCGCGAGAAAAAUUUAUUUUGAAAACCACGCGUUUCGGUAUCUGCAACGCCUAAUCUACACUGUAUCAAAAUGGUUUGGGUGAAAACGCGCUAAAAGUGGCCGAAAAAGAUUUAUUCGUCAGUGCGCAGGGCGAGAAAACAGCUUUAAAUCGCGCAAAAUCACCGAAAUUCUUGGAGACAUAUCUCGUAUUUCCCGCCACCGAGCGCCGCCAUCUUGGUAUCGUUCGAAAGCUCAAAGUUUCGCCGUUCCGCUUCUCAAUUCGUCCGUCGUCGCCAUCUUGUAACAAACGCGCAAACUAUAGUGUACUCAAAAGCGCAAACUCAAAAGAAGCGCGGGUCUGCGAUAGGUAGUCACACGGACCCUCCGAUGAAAGCAGCCUCCAAUUGGCUGCCGUGCUGAAAGGCGUCUCUCCAUUGGUUGCUGCUGUGGCAGGGGCAAGAUGGCAACCGCAGUUGUCUGCUUCGUAAACCAAGCCGGCGUCUUCACUUGACACGCAGAAUUCGGAUUACUGAGAGCUCCCAGGUUAGUGAUGGGACGUCGCUCGUUGGAGAAAAAAUUUUGGACGAAGCACGCCUUCGGAAUACGGAAGCGCAAGCCUCCUACGGCAAGAAAAGUAUGGCGAUUAGCAGGAGAAGCGGAGGAGCAGCUGACUGAACGUACCGCGCUACCUCACACCAUGGAUUACGUGCCGCACUAUAUUGCACCGUGUGACUCCGGUAGCGAAACCGACAAUCGCCCUGUGCCAUCGACACCGAUAACGCAGUCAACGGAAGACGCGCCAACGGAGGCUCCCGCGCCUCGGCGUACGGCCGCGCGAAUCAGCCAAGAUCGUAUCUCGGUAGACAUAGCUCGCUGCGACUAGGCAAAAUGGCGCAAACACAAAGAACGCGGCCCGAAGCACAGCAGCCACUCCGUCCGAUGGGCGGCCGCUGAAAAGGGGGAAAAGCACGAAAGGAAGAAAAGCGCCACCGCUUCAAAUUCUUCGCGCCCAAUCGCGGCCGCCGCGCUGUCCGGCGCCGCGUCCGCGCCUCCGCACCAAAAGAGAAAGGGAGAAAGCGCGUGACUGCGCGCUGUUCUCUUUCUCGGCCGUCGGUGGGGCGGCGUUUAUUCGUAUCGACCGACGCAGGUCGAAAAUCGAUUCGUAACAACCGUACUCUAGCACGUUGCAAAGUAAUGGGGCUUGGCCGGCACCACAGAAAAAUUCGUAUCAUCCGGAAAUUCGUAUUAGCCGUGAUCGUAUCAUCGAGAUUCCACUGUAGUAGCCUCCAUAAGGGCAAUAAUCUAUAGAAAAAGUCAAUACAACAAAUGCUUAUGGAAAUGUUAGCACUAGAUCAGCUGGAAGAGGCACAGGCUUUAAUCUGUUGGGAACAGUUUACUUAUGUUUAAAGAUAGAAAACUUUUAUAAAAUUCACAUAAUUUUUUCUUUUCUGUGCUAAUGGGCCUCAUGGCACCCAUGUGACAUUUUUUUUUUUAAUGAGCUGGGAAAUAUUCUUCACUGUUCACACAAUGCUGCUACUUUCGCUUAUGGUGCAGGGGAACAGCGUAAGUUCUAAUCUAACAACACAGGUACAAUAAUAUUUGCCAAGGCAAUUUCUAUGCAAUACAUUUAAACCUUGUAUAAUGAACUUCAAUAAAAUGAAAUUCUCGAUAUAACAAAAGUAUAUAACUUUUUAUAACUUGAUAGUUAUAACUUUUUUUAUAGAGGUAAUCUGCCGUGUGUGCAAAGACUGGGUGAGCUGAGAUGGGCUGGCAUCGUACUCUGUCUUUCUGCAUGUCUCGUGCUGGAGGGUGGGUAAUCUCAAGUUUUUGAGAUGCAUGAAGCAAGAGGCAGACAAAGCAUUCACUUCAUGCUGCCAGCGCUUUUCAUGAUGGCAUCGUCCUACUGCGGGCGACACUAUCAGUUGCUGGGGUGGAGUGGAUGCGAAAGCGGUGUGAAGAUAUGGUCGACACGGCACCGUAUCUUUCAUUACCGGCUCUCAAAUUCAACAAAAUGGCUUUUUUUCCUUAUUCAAAUUUGGUCUUUUCCGAUUGCCCGAUAAUUCGAAAAAUUUUGUGGCUCCUUCCGUGUAAGAAAAACUUAUUUGCAUAAAAGAUCGAAUUUCAAUAGAACAAAAUUUUGAUAUAACGAUGCAAAUUGCCAAAUUUACCGAUUUCAUUGUAUCGAGGUUUAACUAUAUUUAUUGACCAUCAAGAGCAGGUCCGCACAGCAAUGCUUUGCCUUUAGAUGAUCUAUUGAAACUUGCACUAAUCAAAUCAUAGGGAAUGAGAAUACAGUAGAACCUCGCUGACAUGUUUUUUAAGGGAUCACAGAAAAAAAAAAGAAAAAGAAAAGAAAGCAGCCGGGAACACGUAACAAUGAGGAAGGCCCCAAAUCGCCAUUGCAGUGUCAGAAACAGCUUUGAAUGGCUGUCAGUACAAUUAUUAGACGUCUCGGCCCUCGUACUGUGACUGGAGACAAUGCAUGCACACGUGUAUAAUUAAGAGACACAUACUGUGUUCCAUGACGGGGGCCUGUUUCACUAUUAAUAUGCUUCACCGCAUAACACCCUGUGCUCCGGCAAAUCUGACUUUACGGAAUCGGUAAAAACACAGCUGAGACACGUUUAUCAGGACUGGUGAUUGCAUGCUUCCUGCAUUUCGGGGUAGGGCCACAGGAGGAGCUUUACAGGCAUAACCGCGAGUUUACAUUUUUAAUCUUCAUAGCAACAAGCGAAUUUGCCUCUGCACCACUAAAUUAUGACCGCCGCAUUCAAAUGCAAUGUAAGAUGCGGGAACAUUACUCAAUGGCAACAUAUCAAAUGGGAACAUAAUAGGUAUACAUAGGAGUCAAUGGGCAUUAGGUCGGGACCGCAAGGAAUGCAACGCAGUAUCUGGGAGAACACACCAGUGAGGAACGUAUCAUCAAUAGGGUUCUACUCUAUUCAUCUUCCUUCUUUAGAACCGUUACUGGUUAUUUUCUACGCAUUUGCACACAUCACUCAACUGGUUGCUGCGUCUGAGCUUUGUCACGCUUAUGUUGCUUUUGAAAAAAGAUGGAAAUUUUCUCACAAAUUAGAGUAGCAGCUGCAGUGCCAGUGUUGUCAUAAAUGAUCCACAUAAAGGUGCAGUGAAGUGAAAUUUGACAGUUUGCAUGCACUGGGGUGUUUCAGGAAGUUUUACUGCGUCAGGUAGCAGCUUAUAGGUGGGCACUGGCUGUGCUAGGCCUAGCUUUGUAUAAAGAGUAUACUCCGCUGCAACUUUUAUAAGUGUAAAGCAUAUUCUAUAAAACUUGAUUUUCUUUCAGUGUCCAAACAUGUCAAAAAUGAUUUAUAUCUCUUUUCCAGACCUUGAUUGUGCCUUAAUGGGUUAAUGAAGUGACAAUUAAGGCAAUCCCCAGAAGUUGUUUCUUCGACGUUUUUUGCCUGUGUAAUUACUCUUUAUGUUAUACACAUUUCCACUCAGCAUACAACUGAAUAUAACCAAUUAAUACGUUACUUGCUCUUCUCUGCAGGUAGCACUCUUGAACACUAAGAGGUGCCCAAAAUGGCUUUUGAAAUUAUAAGUGACUGCCAUGCUGCAUGUGUUCAAUGUUGUACACUUUCUGUUUUUCAUUUGCUGCAUCUGUGCCGCUGGGAAAAUUACUAGACAAGAUUAAUAAGGGGUAGUUGGUGAGAUGGGCUUACUCUGACCAAUGUUAAUUUAGUAAAUGAAAGGCUGCCUACCUUCUCAGCAAGUCACUUGCUUCUGAAAUGCAUUUACUCUUCCUCUGCCAACCCCUCCUUUAGUUAGCACCCAUUGCACAUGGUCUUGUGGUUAUAGUAGUUCAUAAAGCACUCCAUUCACAUUAAUUGGAGCAUUUUCUUUUUACUGAAACUGCAUUUAUAAAACUGCACUUUGCUCACUUUCCAGGGUAGUAGACAAGAGCAAUGUUUCGAGUUUUCUUGCACUUCUGAAACAAACCUUAAAGGUAUUAGUAUGUCACAUUGUGGUUCUGCUGCAGCAGACUGUUCUGUGUAGAGUGAAAAAUGAGACUUGUCUUUUCUCUGCUCAUGAUGCAUUAAGUGUCCGUAGUGUGUAUCGGCAUCAGUUCAAAAUUUAGACUUUUCACUAAUAGUGUGUCAUUACCAAACAUGCAUGAAAGCUUCUAAGAGAAGAUGAGUCUUAAGGCCUUAAUUUUGAUCAAUCACUUUUAGGGAUAGUUUCAGGUUCCCUUUCAUGUGGAAUAUUGUUCAGCACUCAUAACUGUGCUCGAUAACUACGCAACCUGAAAGUAACUAUGAUGGAUGGUGUGCCAUUGCUUUUGUCAAAUCCACUUUCACUGGCUUAGCAACUAUCAAUGCAAAGAAAGCACCAUCCCUGAAAGUGAAUGACUGAAAAUACAACCCUUAGCAUCUGGAGUUUGUUAACAUGCGGUGGUUGUAUUUGCUUCCUUGUAAAGGAACUUAUCUUUUUCAAGCACAUUGUACUCUAAACUAGUCAGAAGCUUUUGUCAAGGAGUGGGUUGUUGAAGUUUUAAUGUGUGGUUUUGUUUUGAAAUGUCACUGUUUUGGUUUUGAACAGAAAAUAAAAGUGUUGCUCUUUUUAAAACCC